UAUUCUCAAAAUCGAAGAAUUUCUUAAGGAACAGAAUCCCUUUACUUCUUCUUCUUUUACUUUUAUAUACUAUACUUGGAAAUGAAAAUGUGCAAAUUCACGAUAAAACCUAGAAAAAAAAAUAAAUAAAUAAACAAAAAGCGAGAGAAACCUCCUUUACAAAACCCCAAAAAAUUCCAUUCGUCGAAAAAGAAUCCAAUUUCUCAAACCAUCUUCCCAGAAAAAAAAAAGAAAGAAAAAAGAGAAAAUUUUAGAAAAAUGAAUCCGUUCCAAACCACCCAGUAUAUGAGCACAGGGGUCGGUAGCAUCCGCACGGAAACGGUAUCCCGAAGUAAGUAAGCAUCCCGAGCCGAACGAAACGCCGUUCUCCUCGACGCGCAGAGGGCAGGGACCCUUCUUAUGCGCUCGUCGAAGUCUCCGCGCCUGGCUAGGCCGGCCAGCAGUAGGUCGAAGCGAGGCCCGAAAAGCUCACGGCCUUGAGAGAUCCUGCAGCCCGCUGGUGCACGCUGCUGCGUUCAGCGGUAGACCGCAGACCGUACGUCGGUGUUAACCCGGUGUGUUCCUCCAUACACACGAGCAUCCAUAGAGAAAGAGGAAUAACGAGGCGGAGAAGCCGAGAAGCGAGGCGAGUCGAGCAGAGUAGGGAAACGCGUGCACACACAACUCCGGUGAGUAUACUCGUCCCACGGAUACAUAUACAUACACACAAUAUACACACACUACACAACUACAACACCGACGAUGGCGGUAUAACGAUGAUGGUGGUGGUGGUGAUCGCGACACGUGCAGUUACACGUAGAGAGAAAGACACUGUGUGUGGAUGUGGAGAAAAACGAGGGGCAACGUGGGGUACCAGGACAGGCGAGUGGAGGAGGGGGAAGAAGGAAGAGGUGGAGGAGGAUACCUGGCCAGGUGGUAGUGGCGGCUAGGUGGAGGGGAGGGGGGCCGAGAGGUGCCCCUCGGCGAGGUGGUGGGCAGCUAGGUGGUAGGGGCCCGGUGUGGGGGAGCGGGAAGGGGGUGGAAGAGUACCGCUAUACCUGGAGUCGCUCGAGGCGAAAUACAUACCUACCUACCUACCUAGUAUAUAUUCCCUCGGCUCGUUGUACCCGGCUGAUACGAUCCUCUCUGUCCUCCACUCUCUCGCUCUCUUCCUCGCUCUCUCGCUCUCUCUCUCUCUCUCUCGCUUUCUCUCUCUCUCUCUCUCUCUCUCUCUCUACCCCCUUUCGUCGUCGGCGUGCCGAAGCCCCGGCAAGGUAUACCGCUGUAAGUCCUCCAUGAUGCACGCCAUAGAGCGCACCGCGGCCACCGUAAGACAUUGCGCCACCAGUGUCUUGCCUUGCCUUGCCAACGUCCGACGCCGCUGCCGUCGCCGUUCAGACCGACCGCCGUCGCGUAUCCACUCGCCAUAUCCUCCGGCUAAUACAUCCUCUACCCGUUCUUCUACGCGUAACAACAUCAUCACGGGAUAACAUCACGGGCGGAGGAGGAGAUUUCGACGUGGCCGAUCGAAUCGAUCCCUUUUUUCCUGCUCUCCAUCUCCCGGAAACCUUUGGGAUCGUUCCUCCUCUUGGGGGACAGAGAGUCUCUUCCUCGUCCCUCCGUAUCGCGGAGUGAACAAUUUUCUUCAACGACAAUCUGACGGGAUCUCCAGGUUCAAGCGUACAAGUUGGAGGUGAAACUGUGAUCGAAUCCUUUUGCGUUUUCUUCUUCUUCUUUUUCUUUUCCUCUCGUGUUCCCUUUCCUCGUCCCAGGAGAGAUUUCCAACUUCUCGAGGAAACGGAGAAGUUUUUCGCCGAGUUUGAAGAACAACAUCCCGGCGGGUGUUCGGUGUUCUGUUCCAGGAGAAAGGAAGGGAGGAAGAAACUCGAAGAGGCUCUUCCUCUUUCGUCGCGAAAUUAUAUAUCCGGCUUCUUCCUCUCUAUCUAUCCGUCCGUCUGUCUAUCUAUCUAUCUCCUUCCUCGCUCUCCUUCUCGGAGAAAAACAAAUUCCCCGGCCGGCCGGCCGACGAGAGAAUUCGAGGAGAUCAGCGCACCGAAGGUGGUGCACACACAACCGAGGUAGUCUCUCUCUCUGAAAGAGGAACACGAAGAGGGUUCCCUACCUCUUUCCCCACCUUUUCCUCCGCCACUCUACCUACCGCUACCUCCAUCUCCUCCUUCCUCCACCUCCACCACGCGUACAGUCGUACGGUCGCCGGCGAGCAAUACGGUUUACGGCCGCGUGACACUGUCCCGGACAACAUCGGCGUCCACGAACAGCUGGAUCCACGUUCCGAUCGAUCCGACUCGGAUCCUGCGACCUCCUCCUCCUCCUCCUCCUCCUCCACCCGCUGCACGUAGCGUUCCAACGAUGCAUCCGUGCCGUAUCCUGCGCGAUUUAACCUCGAAUUGAAAAAAAAUACAAAUCCAUGCCAUCCAGCUAUCGAGCCAAAUUCCUUCGAAAAGAUACCUCCGCCAAGGGUUUACGACACCUUCGUCUCGUGAGAGAGAGAGAGGGAGAGAGAGAGAGGAAGAGAGAGAGAGAGAGAAAAGAGCGCUUCUCUCUAACUGUAUAUCCUCCGUGUAUAUCCCGCGGAAUAUAUACGACGACUGUUGGAUCGUGGUUGGUAUCGACGUGUAGUGUGCGGUAGUUGGAGAGCCAGGAGAGCAACGCGACAAGGGGACAAGGGGAAUUAGUGAGUGAGUGAAGAAGAAGAAGAAGAAGAAUAAAAAGUAGAAGAAGAAGAGACAACAACGACGACGAAGAAGAAGAAGAGAGGAGCGUCGGCCUCGUUCGUCGGUUCGUUGAUUCGUCGAGAAGAGAAAAGAAAAGCGCGGUGCAUAUAUGGCCGGCCAGGUGGCAAUCUCUGGAAGAAGCUAGCGGAACAUACCGUGCCCGUGUUCGGUCGCGAGUGAGAGUGUUUUUCGCGUGUAAACGCUAGCGUGGCGGCGUCCGUGGUUCUCGCGAGACGUCAACAUCUGGUAGCGUGUAUCCGGCCGCCCGAGCGCGUGCACGUCCCGUUCCCCUGGCACACGGCCCCCUGUCCGCCUUCCUCUGCCUCUCUUCAUCUCUUCCGCGUGCUAUCUGCACGAGUUCCCUUUCCAGGAUCGUCCCCGUGCGCGAGAACACCUCCACCAAUACCCCUCUCGCUACUACACUCGUGUACACGUACACACACAUCGUGAAAAAGAAUCGAAUGAUCGGAAGAAGAAGAAGAAGAAGAGCCGACGACGUCUCCAUCGCGAUACGACACGUAUUAUAACGUAUUACAACCAUACAUUUCCCACUUUUUCUCCCCUGAGAAAAGAGGAGGUGGUGGAAGGAAACUGGAGGCUGGAAGCCGUUUUCCAGCAUGCCGUGGACGGACGAAGGAACGUCCUCGAGCAACGUUUUGUGACCGGAUUCUCAGACAGAUCCUCGCGCAGCCCGGUGUCCAGUCAGCUGUCGAGGAUUAUAUUCCCCGGCCAGGUUAUCCCCCAGCGGUGUUGGACGUCCAUCUUCUAUUCGCAGAGGAGACAUUGAGCAUGGUCACCAAGAUGAAUUGAAGAAUCUGCCACGAUUCAUGGUGCUUCAAGACGAGCUGUAUCGGAGCUGACUUGUUUUCCUGCCACUCGGGUCGAAGCCCGAACUCAAGGAUGCCGUGGGUGAGGAGACAAAUUAUCCACCACCACUGAAACCCGCCUCCCCCCCCUUGACCGCCUUAAAACGAAUACUGCCAGCCGCCUCGAGGCCAUCGAUAUCGAAACGAAGCGUCUCAACCGAUCACCAGGACGAAGCACCAAACCUACCCCAUGGAUCUAACCGAGGCAUUCGCCCCGGGAGGGGGUGGAGAGGAGCUGCCAAAGACCGACUUCUUCGACUUCGUCGUCUCUCCACCUCCCCACUGCGCCUCCGCAGAUGGCGUGUCGGACGAAGAAAGCUUCCUCCAUCGCACCACCUGCAGGAGCAUCGGCUACCUUCAACAAGGUCACGAGGAGCACGAGACCGGUCGGGAACUGCAUGGCUCCCCGUUCAUCAAGGAAACGAACAACAACACGCUGACAGCUUUACCACCUGUCUCGACUAUCACCGGCUCCCUCAGCCACCAUCAUCAUCACCACCACGUGAGAACGCAUCACACCGCCUGCAACGUUCAACAGAGCAACGAACAGACACCGAUGGACCAAUCCGACUGCGACUAUUGGGGCACGGACGAGAGCAAGGAGCAAACCUGUAACAUACUCCUGGAAGAUCUGAACAAGUACUGUUGGUCGGCUCACGCGAAUGCCCAGAGCCACGGGAACGACAACGUGAACGUUCACCAGGGUUCGAACGAGCAUCACCAAGGGGUGGGUCGAGGAUGCUCGGCGAACGACAGACAGAACACGGACGGGGCGAUAUACACUCUCACCGUGUUGAACAACGAGGCGAACUCGAUGGACGCGUUGGACUGUUGCAAGAGUCCAGCCCCAACGUCAAGCGACUCCUGGUCGCUCAGACCUAACCUAGAUCUGGACGCUAUACUGAGCAUGGAGCCGGCGUCCGCCGAGCAGGAACACGACCAAUCGAAUACCGUGACAGAGGUUUCGCGGACGGUGAACGACAGGUUUCACCCGGACCGUUUCUCCGUCGCCUCCUCGCAGUACGCGACCGACGACAGCGGUUUCGUCGAGAGCAAGGAGUUGUGCGGCCGAGGCGCAUCAAGCGGCGGCAAUUGCACCGGCGGCGGCGACAACAACAACGAUUGGAAGCUGUCGGAUCAGAAUCUGCAGGAGGCUGCGGCCGCUGCCGCGGCCGCUGUCGCUGUCGGCGCCGGCGACUCCGCCGAGAGCCUGCUCAGGAGCGCUCUUCAAGGCAAACUGUACACAGGCCCUGCCCAAGUGGUGUCCUCCUCGUCGCCGACCACCCAAGGCUCCGCUAUAUCGAUGCCUGUCACGAGCAACGCCGGUUUGCAGAUAGUCACCGAUCAACAGCAGCAGCAGCAGCAGCAGCAGCAGCAGCAACAGCAGCAACAGCAACAACAGCAGCAACCGCAAACGCAGCAGGACGAGUCCAUGCACACGUGCACCGACGAGGACUUGUUGCUCUCCCAACUGGACCAAACGACCUAUCGCCCGGGCGACUACGAGAAGCUGAAGAGCAUAGCGAACGAAGUGGUGGAGUCUUACUGCAGCCUGGAACCGGUUUGCAACGUGUCGGCAACGACCACGGUUAUGUACACGUUGGACCCAACGAGCGGUAGCCUCGGCACGAUCACGCUUCCCGCAGAUCUGGGUCAAGUGAGCACGGUCACGGUGGUGACAGCUGCUCAGCAGGAGGUUCUCCAGCAACAGGCCGCGCCUCGAACGGAGGUGGAGCAGCAACAGUCCGCCAGCCAACUUCAAAUAACCCCGUCGCGAGUCGUCACGACGAAAGCCCCGAAGAAGUACUGCAGGCGCGCGAACAGGAACAGCAGCAACGCGAACGCGGCCAGCAAUGGGAGCAGCGGUUCUGAGACGGGUGGAAGCACAGGCGGGCAGCAACAGGGUGGUUCGGGCGGCUCGCCUGGCAGCGUGCAACGGAAGGAGCGCUCGUUGCAUUACUGCAGCAUCUGUAGCAAAGGUUUCAAGGACAAGUACAGCGUGAACGUUCACAUUAGAACGCACACGGGCGAGAAACCGUUCGCCUGCUCCCUGUGCGGCAAGAGUUUCCGCCAGAAGGCGCAUUUGGCCAAGCACUACCAGACCCACGUGACGCAGAAGCCCAGCGUUCAGCAACAGGCGGGCGGCGGUGGCGCCAGUAACAAUGGGAAUAGCGGGAAUCCAAGCCCGUCUGGCGAGACGAGCGGCACGACAACUAGCACCGUGACGAACAGGAGUCAAUCACACCAGGUGUCGGUCGAUCCCGCGGGGAACGCCUGCAAUCCACCUAGUUAGUCGCGUUGGAUGGGCCAGACAACCUACUUCCGACGGUUCCCAAUUGGAUUGCAGUUAAUCCUUGCUACUCCAUUUACUCUAACUUUCCCGGUGGCACGGUGCGGAAAGUGGAUCGGCGAUUUUGCACGAUGGUGAUGGUCAACGAAAGGAUACACCGUGCGAGUCUUCCUUUUUUUUUUCUUCCUCUCUCCUUUAUUACUCUCUAUAUAUAUAUAUAUCUGUUUCCUCUGUUC
This is a messenger RNA of Apis mellifera (honey bee), 6106 nucleotides long. RefSeq names its product protein sister of odd and bowel-like. Gene Ontology annotation, biological process: regulation of cytokine production; regulation of immune system process; negative regulation of transcription by RNA polymerase II. The record is from RefSeq and is a predicted model, not a curated record. The transcript has 4 exons. Lineage: Eukaryota; Metazoa; Arthropoda; Insecta; Hymenoptera; Apidae. The coding region runs from base 3771 to 5873 and encodes 700 amino acids.